AACCAGACUAAUUUCUGUGUAAAGCCACAAUGCGUGUAUGUGUGUGUGUGUGUGUUUGUGUGUGUGUGCUCGCACAUGUGUCUAUCUGUACCGUCGCCUACUUCAGGACAGCCUGAACCUCAACUGCAUCGAGAGCUUUAGUUUGCAGGCCUGGAGAGGAUGUGUCAUUGCGAAGAGGUUUUCCCCUUCUUACUUGUUGAAUGGAGAUUAUCCAGCACAUCAUCCACUGUAAUCACGUUCCCCAGAAUUCCUCUUCCAUUCUCAAGAAUUUCACUUUCCUUUCUGUGCUGAGAUGAUUCGACUCCACAACCCCCACCCUCUACCUUUUUUGCAUCAGACUGAAAGGUUUCUGAGGGCAGGUACACUGUGUGACACCACUCUCACUGUGGAUGGUUACGCUUUCAAAGCACAUGCGUUGGUGCUGUCCUGGGCCAGCAAGACCCUUCAACGCCAGCUAAUAAACCAGAAUCCAGCUAAAGGCUACUGCUGCACAGUUGAUGGUGUUUCCCCACAAACUGUUAAGCAAAUCCUUGACUAUGUGUACAGUGCUUGCAUAGAAGUUCCAAAAGGGGACCUUCCAGCUUUGCUCAGGGGAGCUCACCAUCUGGAGAUGCAGUCACUUAUGGAGCAGUGUGAGUUGCAAAUGGGCUUCCAAGACAGGGUUAAAGGUAUAGAAGAAGAGAGAUCCUCCCCCGACAUUGAUGUAGGAGAAUGUGAUUCAAGAAAAAAAAUCCCCUCUUCUGAUGAAGUGUCUGUCAGUUCUUCUUUAGAGUCUCCUUCUCUGACACACUUUGACCAUGAAAGGUCACAGCGUGUUGCUAGCCUGUCACCCACACCACAGAAACCCCCCUUGUCCAUAACUGUAGCAUCUCCCACAGCCUCCAGGGAACCCGCCUCCUCUACCUCAUCACUGGCCCAGACCCCUCCACUCAACUGGCCCCCAAUAAACCCAUCACGCCAUAUGGUCCUUACUUAUACUGACAUCAUGGCAUUCCAGCACAUGGUGGCAUGUUCAUACCCCACACCUAUGUACCCCUUCUUACAGCACUCUCUCCAGCACCAGAUUCCCUCAUCUCUAAUGGGCUACACAGGGCUGCUUCAUCCACAUCAGCAUCUUAUUUAUCCUAGGCCUGUGACUCUUGAUAAUCCAGUUGUCCCAGAGGUCAAACGGAAGACUGACCACAUCAGUGCACUGCUGCCAGGAGCAGCGUCACAGGAGAGAGAAAGGAAGUCAAAGCAGCAGUCAGAUAAGGAGAGGCAUUGUAGACACUGCAGUAAGCCAGUGGUAGAAAACUGGAGACAGAGUGCCAGGUCAGCAUCUCCAGGUUUAGAGGAGCUUCUUCAUGAGUGUAAGUUCUGUCAGAGGGGUGUGAAAGAGAAGCGUUCACUGCGCUCGCUAAGAAGGGGCCACGGAGGAGAGAAACCCUACCAAUGCAAACACUGCAACAAGAGAUUCAGUCUGAAACACCAGCUAGAUACACAUCUCAGGGUUCAUACAGGUGAGAAGCCAUUUGAGUGUCGUCUGUGUGGUCAGCGGUCACGUGACUACUCUGCUAUGAUCAAGCAUUUGCGUACUCAUGGGGGUGCCACACCAUAUCAGUGCACAUUGUGUUUAGAGUUCUGCAGUAGCCUGGUUACCAUGCAGAAGCACCUGAAGAGUCAUCCGAGUCAAGACUUUCCCCCUAACUGGAGCCUGAGCAGCACCUACCUCUAUACCUGCCAUGCAUAAGAGCCAGCCAGACUCUCUUUGUGAUUAGGAUCAAAGAUAAAGAAAUAAUAAUACAUUAAUGGCAUUUAGCAGACACUCUUAUCCAGAGCAACAUACAACAUGUCCAGAGCAAUCUGGGGAACAGUGGGGGUUAGGUGCUAUGUUCAAGGGCACUUCAGGUAUUCUUGCUGGUCCAGGGAAUCAAACUGGCAACCUUUUGGUCCCAAAGCUGUUUCUCUAACCAUUAGGUCAUAUAUUAUAAUAUGCUCUGAUAAAGAAGUUAUUAUCAAGCACAUACUAAACUACUAGUGAAAAACAAAAUGUUUCACAGUAGCAAAUUGCAGGAUUUUAAGCAAACAGCAUAAUGUAUAUAGCAUGCAUUGUUUAAUGAAUUUGGUUUUCUCAGUUUGUCUGCACAAAGUUAACAGUGUUCUUAAAGUAUUUUAUAUUUUCUGAAGUGCCAUGGUAUAGUCUACAUAUGACAAUAUUUAUGAUCAAUUAAAAUAAAAGAUUGAAUAUUAAUUUAGGACAUUGUAUAUAUAGAAAAAGAAAGAAAUAAUUGUUUUACAUUUCACAGCAGUGGCAGGAAAGUUCUUCUUCAUCUCACUGUUGCUUUUUCUUAGCACUCAGGUCAUGCAUGAGAUAUAUUCAUGGAUUUUACAAUUAACAAAUUAAAGCAUUAUAAUUACUACCAGAGCAUGUGUU
Messenger RNA from Neoarius graeffei (lesser salmon catfish), 2413 nucleotides. RefSeq names its product zinc finger and BTB domain containing 32 (gene zbtb32). NCBI's taxonomy places the organism in Eukaryota, Metazoa, Chordata, Actinopteri, Siluriformes, Ariidae. Gene Ontology annotation, molecular function: protein binding. The transcript is spliced from 6 exons. The record is from RefSeq and is a predicted model, not a curated record. The coding region runs from base 293 to 1729 and encodes 478 amino acids. Gene Ontology annotation, biological process: negative regulation of transcription by RNA polymerase II; regulation of immune system process; regulation of cytokine production.